AGCUGUUGGGCUCAAGAUUGCUAGCCGCUAGCCCGCCAAAGUGGCCGGAGCCUUGGAGCCCAUAGCCGGGCACUCAUCCAUGCCGCGGACCUCGGGAGCACGCUUGGGCGCGGCGCUGGCAGUGGCAUGUGGGGUGGCAUGUUCAACGACGUUCAUAGGUGCCUGGAGGCGAAUGCCUGCAGUGCACAAGGUGGAGAGAUGGGCCGAAUCUGAUACUGAGCUGAUGGUGCCACCAAUGACAGAGGCGCCGAUUUUCCUCACACCUGUGGAUGUGGUCACGGGUGAGCUAGACGUCUCCUCCCUUCCAGAGGAAAUGGGUGUUUACGCCGUUUAUGAUGGAGAUGAAAGGCUACAGUACAUUGGCUUAUCGAGGAACAUGCAAAAAAGCGUAGCAACCCACGCUAAAGCCAUUGGAAUCAAGGAGGUUGGGGACCUCAUAGGCUCUGUGAGAUGCGCAGAGAUGCCAGAUGGUAGCAAGGAAGAGUUGAAGAGCACCUGGGAAGUCUGGCUGAAGGACCAUUUGGGCAAUGGCGGCGAGAUCCCUGUAGGGAAUCUACCGGAAAAUGCUCCUGGUGCUGACCCUCGGUGGAGAAGCAAAGGUGCCCAGGCAAAACCAUCCCUGAACCUCGGGGGCGUUGCAGGAACCAACCUGCCAAGUCCUCCUGCCUGUCUUCCACAACAAGUCAGCCAGCCCCAUGUUUCUUUGCACCAAGGCAUUGCCUCACAAGCAGAGGCGAUGGAUGCUGUGAGGCAGGCAGUGGAGGAGAAUCCGAUCGUUCUGUUUAUGAAAGGCACCCCCGCUAUGCCCCAGUGCGGUUUUAGCGCGCGAACCUCUGGCCUGCUGCGAGAGAUAGGCGUGCCCUUCGAGACUGUGAAUGUUUUGGAUGAGGCAAACAACCCUGGCGUGCGGGAGGCCGUGAAAGAGUUCGGCCAGUGGCCCACGAUCCCACAGCUCUACGUUGCAGGGCAGCUGGUCGGAGGCGCGGACAUUGUCAUGGAGAUGUACCAGCAGGGUGAGUUGGAGCAGAUGCUGGUCAUGGCCAAUGAGGGCGCUGGAGCAACAGGGGACGCGAAGGGCAAGUCUUCCUCUUCGGCAGAAUAUGCUACAGGCAACGUCAAACUCAUCGACGACCCAAACAGGCCAACGGCCACUGAUCUUUGCAGAGCCCUAGACAAGAGCUUCGCCCUUGUGGACUUGAAGGUAGUGGACGAAUCAGCUGCUCACGAGGGCGACGCUGGAGCAUUGGAGAUGGGCUUAACCAGCGAAUCUCACUUCAGCGUCACCAUCGUCUCGCCUGACUUUGCUUCUUUGACCCGGGUGCAGAGACAGCAGAAAGUCUACGAGGCGUUGGGGGGCGUGAUGCCUCGCAUCCACGCGCUGUCGCUCGUGACUCGCACGCCUGAAGAAACUGAUGAUGACGGGCAGUAGUCUGGCCGGGGCGAAGCCCAGUGCCUGUGGAACUUGAUCUGCUCACGGCUCACAGAAUUGAAGCCUGUUGGACAUUGAAAUUGUUUCUGGGCAGCUUGAUCAACGUUCCGCUUCAAGACCCAAUUCUGGCUUGAAAAGAUUUGUCGCAGGCGUUAUUUUAGGAUGAGGUGAUUUUCUUCAGCAUUGAGCUGUCGGCCCUUUUCCUGGAUAGGAAGCGCCAACACCAGAGCACAAAUGUCAGAGAUCUGAAGGGUCUACUACCCCAACCCAAACAGGAUUGCAAGC
This is a messenger RNA of Durusdinium trenchii, 1714 nucleotides long. NCBI's taxonomy places the organism in Eukaryota, Dinophyceae, Suessiales, Symbiodiniaceae. The record is from the annotation of a GenBank genome assembly.